Saprolegnia parasitica CBS 223.65 is the source of this 223-nucleotide messenger RNA. RefSeq lists its product as hypothetical. The transcript has a single exon. The record is from RefSeq and is a predicted model, not a curated record. Lineage: Eukaryota; Oomycota; Saprolegniomycetes; Saprolegniales; Saprolegniaceae. The annotation marks the transcript as partial.
AUGGCCACGACCCGGACCCGCGCCAAGAACGCGCUAAAGCGCCGGAAGCGUCGGCUCCAGCGGCAGCUCGAGGAGGACCUGCGCAGCGUCCUGCAUGAAGGCCGUGAGGAGAGCGUGAAGGAAGCGCUCGAGGCCGAGUACAUGGCGAGCGAGGAGAACACGCAACGGGUCCAUGCAGCGUGGAUCGCAGCGAACGCAGCGACCGACGCCGCCUUUGCCAAGC